CCUCAGUGUGCAGAGUGGAACAACCUGCCGUUAUAGAAAGACAUUUUAAACACAGUCUAUGUCCACUAGCUUCAUGUUUUAGGUUAUUUUGAAACAAGUAAGCUUUUUCUUUCUAUUUGUUGCAACUUUUGCGUCCAUUCAAGCAAAAGCUGAGGGUUUUUUUUGUUAAUUUAUUGUUUUUUUUAAGAAUCAUCCAGUUGUUGUUUUUUUUCCCCCCAAGUUGGACGUUGUUUUUUUUUUUGGAGGACAUGUCUCGCAAGAAGGCUGGCAGGGGUAAACACACAAGCAGCCCCGUCGGGAAAGGCAGUGUUGGCGGGAAAGGUGCGAGGAGCAGCCCCGCUAUUGUGCAGAUGAACGGGGUGGUCCAUCCCAGCAGACCCCCCAUCAGCAGCAGCAGCGAGUUUUAUGACAUUGCAUUUAAGGUGAUGCUCAUCGGCGACUCGGGUGUGGGCAAAACUUGCCUGUUGGUCCGCUUUAAAGACGGAGCCUUCUUGGCCGGCAGCUUCAUCUCCACAGUGGGCAUCGACUUCCGGAAUAAAGUCCUCAACAUUGAUGGAGUCAAGGUGAAGCUGCAGAUCUGGGACACAGCAGGGCAGGAGAGGUUCCGCAGUGUCACCCACGCUUACUACCGUGACGCCCACGCCUUGCUUCUGCUCUACGACGUCACCAAUAAAACAUCAUUUGACAACAUUCAGGCGUGGCUGACUGAGAUCCACGAGUACGCCCAACAGGAUGUGGUGCUCAUGAUACUCGGAAACAAGGCCGACGCUACUCACGAGAGGGUGGUAAAGAGAGAGGACGGCGAGAGGCUUGCAAAGGAGUUCGGGGUUCCUUUCAUGGAGACCAGCGCUAGGACAGGUCUUAAUGUAGACUUGGCCUUCACUGCUGUGGCCAAGGAGCUGAAGCAUCGAUCGGCAAAGGAUGCGAGUGAAAACUUCAAGCUUCAAGAGUACGUGAGCAAAGAGGUUCAAAGUGCUAGCUGCUGCAGGUCCUAAAGAGGCCCUAAGAAGUGUUUAUGUGUAGUUGUUGGAUUGUCGACUGAGGUUCCGGAGGAAGUCCGUAGAAUCAUGUUUUUCUGCCGUCUUGCACCACCGAUUGUAUUUAGCUUCAUGUAGAAUCAGAGACUUUAUGUUAAGAACAAAUAAAGUGUUCCUACGUCAGUUAAGCUCACCAGCAUGGACUCCGAUGGAAGACGUUUCUUUCUUGUGCAUAAUUGUUAAUGUUGCUCAUUUUAACCUAAAAAAGCUAGCUUUUUGUCUUGUAAUACUGCAUAACGUCACUGUGCAAUGAAAUGUUGUUUUUUGGGGGUUUUUUCUCUUUUUUUCACCACAAAAACAAAGAAAAGUAAUUUUGGAUACACAUGUUUUUUUCAUUGGACAGAGUAUAGUGUGCAACAUCAAUUCAGGUGCAAUAAUAUAACAAUAUAAUAAUAAAGCCACCAAGUUCAACUGAUAGAUCAUAAAUCCACUCACAUUGCCUCUGACUUGUAAUAUACUGCCCCCUAGCGGUAAGAAGCGAACUUGAAAGCUAUUGAGUUUAGUAAAGGUUUAAAAAAAAAAAGGUUUUCAACAUAAAGGUAGCAUCCUUCAAUAUAUAUAUAUUUAAAUUAUUUAAAACAUGAUUAAUAACAAUAAUGUAGUAUUUAUACAUUUUAAUUUGAGAAAUGAUGUAUGUAAAUACUUAUGUUCCUGCAUGUAAAAAGGACAGACUUUCGAAUGUUUAACAUGUGAAAAUGAAGUAUUCUAUUGACAAAAAUAUGUAUAUUGAUGUGUAUAAUUUCAUGUGUUUCAUAUUCAUGACGGUGCAUUGCAUUAAUUGGCUUUAUUUAACUAUACAUAAAUGAGAACCGGUAAGUUAUGUCAUGUUGUUUUAAAAAAAAAAUUGCCGUUUAUAAUAAUAAUGUUAAGAUCAUUUUUGUACAUUUGCUUUAGUUGUUGGAAAUAAAUAGUAGGGAAGUAAGAUUUUACAUUCCGUAUUUCUUUUACUUUCUAAUGUUUGGGGUCCUUUGUUUCCUCACUACUUUUGACUACCAUCUCUUGUGACACAUGUAACUAAAGUGGUACAAUAAAAUCCUGAAUGAACUGAACAUUUUAGACGUAUUUGACAAAUGUGGAAUUUUGUUAUAGAAUUACGCUGAAAAAAUACAUAGAAA
Molecule: messenger RNA, 2152 nt
Organism: Nerophis lumbriciformis (worm pipefish)
Lineage: Eukaryota; Metazoa; Chordata; Actinopteri; Syngnathiformes; Syngnathidae
Product: ras-related protein Rab-26-like
Molecular function (GO): GTP binding; GTPase activity
Source: RefSeq, a predicted model, not a curated record